Papaver somniferum (opium poppy) is the source of this 699-nucleotide messenger RNA. RefSeq lists its product as uncharacterized. The record is from RefSeq and is a predicted model, not a curated record. The coding region runs from base 1 to 699 and encodes 232 amino acids. The transcript is spliced from 2 exons. Lineage: Eukaryota; Viridiplantae; Streptophyta; Magnoliopsida; Ranunculales; Papaveraceae.
AUGAUAGACGCUGGAAAGCUGCAAAAGUACGUGAAAAAGGAUUUCGGGAAAGGCUCGGGAAAAUUUGGCACAGCACAUGUGAUUAAUGUCAGUCACGACAGGAUCCAUUUAAUGACCAGAAGGGCAUCAGAAGAUGAGACCAGGAGAAAGCUCAGAAAAUUAAAGGAAUGGUACAUGACAAAUCACAUCGAUUUUCUCAGUGGAAAUGGUGCAGAAAUUCUGGAGCUUGGAUGCGCAAAGAUCGAGUUCGCUGAAGCAGACAUGAUAGGUGUAUAUGCUCCUCACAAUGAUGUUAUAGUUAUAACAACUUGGAUUGGUAUGUUCCGUGUACACCGUAUUCUAGUGGAUACAGGAAGCUCGGAGGAUGAAAAUCCAAUUAUCGGCUUCAGUGGCGAAGUAACAAAGGCGAUUGGGAAAGUAAAGAUGCCUAGAACAGUGGCUGACAAGUCCGUCCUAGGCAAUUUCUUGUUGCUGGAUUGUCGAGCUCCCUAUAAUGCGGUCGUAGGACGAUACUGGUUGCAUGCAAUCGGUGCAGUCACAUCCUCAUAUCAUCAAUGCCUGAAGUUUAUUACCCCAAAAGGGGUCGUGAAGGUUAGAAGCGACCAGAUGGCCGCCCACAAGUGUCACGAGAAUGCUAUGGAUGGAUACAGGAAAUCAGAAGUUAGCGGGAACCAUAUCCUGCGAAUGGAACAGAAAUAG